AUGCCUCUGGAACAUAUUUUAGAAACGAGGAAACAAAAAAAGGAACUAUACGCCAACAAGAUGCGUGAGGAGUCGACUAGGCAUUUUCGUGAGUUUUGCGAAUUGCAAACUAAGGAAAAUGUCUGGUCACUCACGAACAGACUCCUCAAAAAUGUCUCCCCUAGGCGCCGACCAGUCACCCUCAAUAGGGGCUCCACCUACACCACAGACAGCCAGGAGACUGUCAAAGCACUCCUUGACCACUUCUACCCUGAUGACUCACCAGACACCUUAACGCGACAUCACGAGCUCAGAUCAGAAAUGACCGACCUUCCUCAGUCCCACGAUGACCCUCCCUUCACCCAGGAGGAGGUAUUAGAGUGCUUAAAACAAAUGAGCCCCAAGAAGGCUCCCGGACUUGAUAACUUCACAUCCGACAUAUGUCUGCAAUUUGAAACAGAUUACCCUAGACUUCUGACAGAUAUACUGAACCGAUUAUGUCCGCGAUCGGAGGUCAUCCUUGACCAUGCGGGGAGGCGAGUCAUCAAGACGAUGUCUAAGGGCUGCAUACAAGGUUCCACGUGUGGGCCUGUUCUCUGGAAUAUCAUACUAGACGAGCUGCUCGAUGCGAGGCUUCCAGCGGGCUUCCACAUACAGGCUUUUGCGGAUGAUGUUUUGCUGGUUGUCACGGCCGCGAGUGUCGGCGAGCUGGAGAACGCUGCCAACUAA
Messenger RNA from Parnassius apollo (apollo), 708 nucleotides. Lineage: Eukaryota; Metazoa; Arthropoda; Insecta; Lepidoptera; Papilionidae. The record is from the annotation of a GenBank genome assembly.